Oncorhynchus keta (chum salmon) is the source of this 1059-nucleotide messenger RNA. Its product is annotated as protein pitchfork-like. Gene Ontology annotation, cellular component: ciliary basal body. The coding region runs from base 138 to 713 and encodes 191 amino acids. NCBI's taxonomy places the organism in Eukaryota, Metazoa, Chordata, Actinopteri, Salmoniformes, Salmonidae. Gene Ontology annotation, biological process: regulation of cell projection organization. Gene Ontology annotation, molecular function: cytoskeletal protein binding. The record is from RefSeq and is a predicted model, not a curated record. The transcript is spliced from 7 exons.
GGGUUAGUUUAAAUCCCCACCCACCAAAAAAAUCUACAUUUGACGUUAAUUUGACAAAAACUGGAACCCUUCUAUACCAUCCAUCCACCUGGUUCCCAUCGUUACUGGUAAGAAUAUAAACAAAAGGAAGAGGGAACAUGGCGGCACUGGAUGCAGCUCCCCUGCGGUGCGUUGCCUUUGGCAGCUGCCAGGAACGGAAGUUGUUUCCGACCCACAGUGCACCUAACCGGCUGGGCAAUAAGCUCUCACUUGAGGGAGCCCCACACCGUGGUCCCGGCUGCUAUGACAAUCAUGUUGGUACCAUUCUAUAUGAUUUACAGAAGAGACCUGAGAGUAAGAAAGGAUACACUCUUGCUGCAAGGACGUCUGCACGGUUUCUGCCCUGUGCUCAGACAAUCACUCCUUCCCCUCAGAGGUAUCAGCAGGACAGAACCUGGUCUAAAGUAUACCCUCCUGGCAGAAUCCCCUUCAGCUCCACCACAAAGAGGUUCAGGACCAAGCCUGUUACAGCUGACUUCAAACCAGGCCCAGGGACAUAUGCUCAUGAUACUACUCUGAACCAGAAGGUGUCAUGGCCUAUGAAAUUUGGUUCCCCAGACUGGGGUAGACUGCCCACAUUAGAGAGGAAAGCCUUGAGGACAGAGCUGCUUUGUGACAAGGAGUUUGUGAAGCAAAGAAGUCGGGUGGCAUAUCUACAGUUGUUCUACUCCUGACUCUUCUGGAGAUCAAUCUGAUUAUGGGUUGUCAAUCAUGUUUUCUUCACUGACCUUCACCAAGGGAACCACGCCCCCAGCAAGAAGCACGGAAUUCUCCUUAUCAGCUCCAGGAUCAUCCUAAAUUUGAUUAAAGGCAUAGAUGAGGAAAACAAACUUAAUUUCACAAAUGUUUUUUUUGUAGCAAUCAACACACCAGGUACAUUUUAAUAUAGAUUUGCUCUUAACAAUGAAUGGCUUUGUAAACACCCUCAUUAGGAGGGCCUAGAUUAUUCUAUUGAGGUUCAUUCUGUAUAGGCCAAACCACAUUGCACUGCAGAUCAUAAAGACUCAAGGUUGAAUAUUU